UCCAAGGAACCCAAGAACGCUUCAAGCAUUUUUGAGAACUUGGUUCAAACAAAUUUUGAGAAAAUGAGCUGGAGUGCUGCAGGCAGCUGGUUCAAAAGCCAUGUAACAUUGAACAAUUUGUACAGACUUUUUCUGGGUCAAGUUGUUUCCUUUGUUCUUGCACUUAUGAGCUUUACUUCUUCCUUAAUAGCCAGUCUUGGUGUUGAUGCGCCUAUCACUCAGUCUUCCUUCACUUACCUCACUUUGGCUGUGGUUUAUGGUGGCAUCUUGCUGUACAGGGGUCAAAAGCUGAGGAUUCCUUGGUAUUGGUAUCUGGCCCUCGGUUUUGUUGAUGUUCAAGGAAAUUACCUCGUUAAUAAAGCAUUCCAAUUCUCCUCAAUCACUAGUGUAACACUGUUGGACUGCUGGACCGUAGUAUGGGCAAUUAUUCUUACGUAUAUCUUCAUAGGCACCAGAUAUUCUCUAUGGCAGUUAUUUGGAGCAGCUCUCUGUGUGCUUGGUCUUGGUCUAGUGCUCCUCUCUGAUGCUGGGGUGGGUGGUGGAGGUGGUUCAAAACCUCUUUUGGGAGAUGCACUUGUCAUUUCUGGCACACUCUUCUUUGCCAUGAGCAAUGUUGGGGAGGAAUUUUGUGUUAAGAAAAAAGACCGUGUUGAGGUGAUUUCCAUGCUUGGUCUUUUUGGCAUGCUAGUGAGUGGUGUUGAGUUAUCCAUAUUUGAGCUAAAGAGCCUGGAAUCAGUAACGUGGUCUACAGACAUUAUGCUUGCCGCAAUCGGAUACACCUUGUCAGGCUUCAUGUUCUACUCAAUCACGCCCUUCGUUCUAAAGUUGAGUGGGGCCACAAUGUUUAAUCUCUCUCUGCUCACGUCUGAUAUGUGGGCAGUUGUCGUUCGCAUCCUUUUCUAUCACCAGCAGGUUAAUUGGCUAUAUUUUCUUGCUUUUGCAGUUGUAGUCAUUGGACUCGUCAUCUAUUCAACGACUGAGAAGGAUCCUGUCCCUGCACCACUUCUUGAGGAUGCGAACCACAGUGUACAAUACCAAGUGCUUAACGAUGAAAAUAUGGCAUCUAGGGAUGAGUCUUAGCCUCAUCAGGGAUCGAGGAAGAGGAGCUGCUUAUGGCAGUGUUGGGAGCUUUAUGUCCCAAGACUGCCAUGGUAAACUUUGAACCUUGGAAAGUCAAAACCAAUCAAAAUCUUAUUGCCCCAUAGUUAUGCCUCAUGCAACUCCCAUGCCUCCCUUCUUUUUGCUUUUUCGCCAGCGGUCUACUUUUGUGGCUGUUUGAAGUUUGAUUUUCCAUCUUUUAUUCUUCCUACCGUUUUUUUUCCCUUAGAAUCUCUCUAUCAACAGCAAGAGGAGCUUCACUUUGGAAAGAUAAAGAGAAGUAUCUAUAAUCCUGGUCCGCAAGGCUCGCGGUGGCGGACGAUUUCCUUCAGUGACAAGACCAAACUUCCUUUCUAGUUACCUGCAAAAUAUGUUGUCCCUUGAUGUAAUGAAGUUGGUAAAUCAAACCCAUAUAUACAAUUUCACAUAUUCACUGUAUUUCCUUGAAUAAAGGUUUAAUUUAAUUAUUUUAUUUUCA
Messenger RNA from Theobroma umbraticum, 1576 nucleotides. NCBI's taxonomy places the organism in Eukaryota, Viridiplantae, Streptophyta, Magnoliopsida, Malvales, Malvaceae. The record is from RefSeq and is a predicted model, not a curated record.